CACCAGCGAAAACGGAAUUCUUCACAACAAACUGAGACGAGCCCGCUCCCGUUUCUAAUUUGCAAACAAAGGACACGACAGAUCUAUCGACUCGAUUCAAAACAGAAUGAUGAGCAAAGUCCUACUCGUUCUUUUCGUCUUUGGAAUUGUCUUUCUUGAAACUAGUGAAGCACAAUGGGAUCAGAGUUUCGACCAAUUAAUUCAAUGCGUGAAUGAUUCUGUAAAUAAGCUACAAAUGAGCAUCGACGAUACUUGCCCCGAUCUGAAUUGUAUAUUGAAUACCCAACAGCUGGUAACGUUUGCCUGUGACGUGGGAAAUAGAGAAAUUGUUCCCGUCCUCGCGAAUUGCAUCAUAGAUUAUGCACGAGAUGUGGUCAAUCGACUUCUUGCAUUAUAUCAAGGCUGGUUUAUAUUUUUUCCAGGGUACAUGGAUUAUAUGAAUAAUUAUGUGGAUGAAUCGUUUAAUUGCCUUAAAAUAUAUGUAAGUAAACUUAGCGACGUAACACUCGAAUGUAACAUGAUGAAUAGUACACUGAAUCAUCUUGACAAUCUUGUCAAAAAUGCCGAUGAAAAUAAUUUUUACAACUUUAUUAUUGCAAUUAUUAAUUCUUUACCUACAAUUUUCUCUUUUUCCUUGUGUUUUAUUCCGCCUGUCUUUCCUUGGCAAUACGGGAAAUAAAUCAAAUAAAUAAGUAAAAUCAGAAGAUAUAUUUACGUCAUUUUCAGAAAUGUAAUUUCAAAUUUUCCUAAUUAACAAAUAAAAGAUAAAUGGGUUUUACAAAGCAGGCUUUGCGUAUUUUACUUUUGUUUUGUCGAAUAGAAACGAAUUUUUAUUCUCUUUUUACAACAAAUUAAAAUUCAUAAUUUAAUUCGGGUGUUAAUUUGACCCGGUUUUGUAUUAGGUUAAGCUGAUUAAAGAGAGAUUUUUGGAAAUUCCACCCUCUCGGGGAAGAGGAGGAGAGAUAGUCGGUAUGAAGUGUAAAUAAUAAAGAAGGAAAGUAAAUAGUGGCGCAUAUAGUAUACAUUUUGGCAAUUAAUAAAUAUUUCAAUUAUUUUCACUUUUCGGGUUACCCCAAAACUAUAAAAAAUACAAAAAAAAAA
Messenger RNA from Centruroides sculpturatus (bark scorpion), 1101 nucleotides. RefSeq lists its product as uncharacterized. The record is from RefSeq and is a predicted model, not a curated record. Bases 107 to 679 code for a protein of 190 amino acids. The transcript is spliced from 3 exons. NCBI's taxonomy places the organism in Eukaryota, Metazoa, Arthropoda, Arachnida, Scorpiones, Buthidae.